UUACAUCACAUAAAAAGAAAUUUUCGUCAAAUUUACACUAACAUUACAUAUCGGAAGGACAGCAACAGAAGCAAGUGGAAGAUGGAUACAGAGAAGAGGAAAGCAUUAUAUCGUGCGAAACUCAACGCCCAGAAGAAGGAAAAGCGAAUUAAUUCUCCUCUCGUUAGGUACAAUGAAGCGGACCAACCUGUAUGUAGGGUUUGCAAUGUAGUUUUGAAAUCUGAAUUCUUGUGGGAUGCACACCAAGCUUCUCGUAAACAUCAUGAGGCAAUAAAUAAUCUCAAAGCCAAUGCAGCUGGACGUUCACAUGUUAACACUACAAAACCUGAAGCCAAUACAGAGUCUCCUACACCUUCACAUACAAAUAAUUCAAAAUUACGUGACACAGGUGAAGCAUCAACAAAAUUGACCAAGCCUCAGUCAUCGUCUGUGCUUCCUGCAGAUUUCUUUGACAUCCAUAAGACAGAAUCAACUUUACCUGCUGCUGCACAUUAUUCAGAGUUGGGUGAUAAAAAUUUGGAACCCUCAGAAAAAUUAUCUAAGCGCCAAUUAUCAUCUGUCCUUCCUGCGAACUUUUUUGAUAAUCCCGAGUCCAAGAGACAAAAAACAGAUACAGAAAAGUCAUUAAACUCGAAUUCCUACAAGAAGUCCGGCAGUUUUGGUCAAACAAAGGUGGAGACUUUCCUAGAAGAUGAAAUUGAUGGGGUACGCAGUGGUAAUGAUGUGCAAACAAAAAUCACUGGGAAUAGCAGCGAAUCUAAACAGACACCUGUUACAAACAUGAAGCAAGUAAAAGGUGCUCUUCCUGAAGGCUUCUUUGAUGACAAGGAAGCUGAUUUGCGUGCUCGUGGGAUUAAGCUUGUCAAACCAGAUGUCAAGGAUGAGUACAAGGAAUUUGAAAAGUUGAUUCAAGAAGACAUGCGGGAAGUGGAUGAUCGUCUGGAAGAAGAGGAGAUUGAUGCUGCUGAGACGAUUGAAGAGGCUGAAACAGAAGAACAAAAGAACUAUAGGGAAAAAGUUGAGUUUUUGAGAAAGAAGAAAAAGGAGCUGAUGGCUGCAAGGUCAGCGGCCAAACGCGACAUAGAUUCUAGGGAUGCUAAAAAGUCAUCAACUAACGAAGAGUCAUCUAGUGAUGAUGACGACGAUGAUGAGAAUUUCACAGUCGAUUGGAGAGCGCAACAUCUUUGAAACCAAAUGGGCAAAAACAAUUUCUUCUUCAAAGAUCAUAACAUAAUUUGGUAUGUGAUAUCACUUCUUUAUGACAAAAAAUGCAAAAAUUACAUAUGAUGUGGUUCUCUUGACCUUUUUUUUAGCAAAUUAGUAGAAGUGUCAUUAUUCAAAUUUUGCCCUAGAACACAAGACAAUGAUAUAAUAGGCUAGAGUUUUCAAGAUGUUAUAUGAGUCCCUGACUGGAAUUUUUUAUGAUCUAUAUUCUGCUAAUUCCCCACUAA
Molecule: messenger RNA, 1451 nt
Organism: Mercurialis annua (annual mercury)
Lineage: Eukaryota; Viridiplantae; Streptophyta; Magnoliopsida; Malpighiales; Euphorbiaceae
Product: protein ABA AND ROS SENSITIVE 1
Exons: 7
Coding region: 82-1188 (368 amino acids)
Biological process (GO): mitotic DNA replication checkpoint signaling; mitotic DNA damage checkpoint signaling; nuclear DNA replication
Cellular component (GO): spliceosomal complex; nucleus
Molecular function (GO): nucleic acid binding; zinc ion binding
Source: RefSeq, a predicted model, not a curated record